AUGAGACCGUACACACUCACUGCCGAAUGUAGUGCGAUAAUUCAAAAUAAAACGCCACCUAAGCUGAAAGACCCAGGAAGUUUCUCCAUACCCUACAAUAUAGGAAAAUUUGUCAUAGACAAAGCUCUGUGUGACUUAGGAGCUAGUAUUAGCCUAAUGCCUUUGUCCAUUUGCGAGAAACUAAACAUGGGAGACUUAAGACCAACCAAGAUGUCGAUACAACUUGCAGACCUAUCUGUUAAGUAUCCUGUAGGUGUUCUUGAAAACGUACCUGUCCGCAUCGGACAAUUCUAUAUUCCUAUGGAUUUCAUAAUUAUGGACAUAAAGGAAGACGUCAAUACCCCUAUAAUCUUAGGAAGACCCUUUCUAGCUACCGCUGGAGCUAUUAUAGACAUAAAGAAAGGCAAGCUGACAUUCAAAGUAGGUGAAGAGAAGGUCGAGUUUAUUUUAACAUAA
This is a messenger RNA of Vicia villosa (hairy vetch), 456 nucleotides long. RefSeq lists its product as uncharacterized. The record is from RefSeq and is a predicted model, not a curated record. Bases 1 to 456 code for a protein of 151 amino acids. The transcript has a single exon. Gene Ontology annotation, molecular function: aspartic-type endopeptidase activity. Gene Ontology annotation, biological process: proteolysis. Lineage: Eukaryota; Viridiplantae; Streptophyta; Magnoliopsida; Fabales; Fabaceae.